AUGUUCGAGACCCUUGGCACCGCGGACGAUGCCACAGCCGCCGCAGCCGCUGAUGCCGCGUGCUUUGACCCUGGCGCAGGGCUCCCGCUGCCGGGGCUGUUCGCGCACCCGGGGGAGCUGCCCGGGCGCCAGUGCCGACGCCGGAAAGCCCGCACCGUCUUCUCCGACUCGCAGCUCUCGGGCCUGGAGAAGCGCUUCGAGGUGCAGCGCUACCUCUCCACACCCGAGCGCGUCGAGCUCGCGGCCACUCUCAGCCUCUCCGAGACCCAGGUGAAGACCUGGUUCCAGAAUCGGCGCAUGAAGCACAAGAAGCAGAUGAGGAAAGGCUCCGACGAGAAGGGCAGCAAGGAGGAGGCGGCGACCGAGGGCAGCAGCCCCGAGCCGAGCGGCAGAGACGGCGCUGCCCCGAGCAGGGCAGAGGACGACGGCUCGCGGCUCGCGUCGGGAGCGGCGCAGAGCGAGAGGGGACCUCGGAAAGAACAGCGGGCGGAGGAUGACGAUGACGAGGAGGAGGAUGAGGAGAUCGAGAUCGUCGAAGAUGGAGAGUUCUAUUCGCUACAGCAUCAUCCGCCCGUCCAGGGCAGUCACUAGCGCUGCUGACCGCUUGACUGCCCCGUGCAGGGGAGCCCCCCAGCCGCGUGUCUCUGUCCCGUUCCACACAGCCACGGGCAAGCGGUUCGUUGUCGCAGAGAUUGUUUUGACAUGUUGGCUUUCGCGACCAAUAUCAUCCAUAAUACAGGUUUACAAUCUGAGAUUGUCAAUGUUGUUGUUUGGCUCUCCAACACACGCGUGUGCUGUACUAAUAACGAAUUGGCAUGUUCUCUUUACGUGACAAACCUUACCAAUUGGCUGUGUCGGGUGGUGGCGGGUUUAACGACGCAUUUAUACAUUUACGUGAUCUAACCCAAAAAAAAACCUGUAUUAUAGAGAUUGUUUUGCUUCAGUUCUAAUAUAUUUUAACGUUAUAGUUCUGCUUUGUAUAACCAUUGUAGUAUAUGGAGGCAUUGUCAGUAUUUAUAUUCUAUGUGCGUGCGCGUGUGUGUGUUGGCCUCAAGGUGCACAUGGCCUGGCACAGGCGUCGUGGUGACGUCACCGCCACUUAGUGGCGAAUGGCGGUUGUUGUUGUUGUACGUUUAAUAGGGAGCGGUGG
This is a messenger RNA of Petromyzon marinus (sea lamprey), 1150 nucleotides long. The record is from RefSeq and is a predicted model, not a curated record. Lineage: Eukaryota; Metazoa; Chordata; Hyperoartia; Petromyzontiformes; Petromyzontidae.